AGUCCAAACCUCAAUGCGGUCUGAACAAACUGACCAGGGCCAUAUAAGAGUGCCAUCGUCAGGACUGGUCUAGUGUCACUGUUUACGUGACAGUCUCAUUUAAAAUGAAGGAGCGAAGAGUCAGUCAGCCUUUGGUAAUGCGUUGUAAACUGGUUUUAGUAGGAGAAGUGCAGUGCGGGAAAACCGCAAUGUUGCAAGUCUUGGCCAAAGACUGUUAUCCUGAGACAUAUGUCCCAACAGUGUUUGAGAACUACACCGCUGGACUGGAAUUAGACGAGCAGCGCGUGGAGCUCAGUUUAUGGGACACGUCAGGUUCGCCAUAUUAUGAUAAUGUCAGACCUCUGUGCUACAGCGACGCAGAUGCUGUUCUCCUCUGCUUUGAUAUAAGUCGACCUGACACCGUUGAAAGCGCAUUGAAAAAGUGGAAGGCAGAAAUCAUGGAUUUUUGUCCCAGUACACGCAUAAUUCUGGUUGGCUGUAAGACAGACCUUCGCACAGAUGUUUGCACUCUAAUGGAGCUGUCCAAUCAGAGACUAACGCCCAUCUCCCAUGAGCAGGGCACCUUGUUGGCAAAGCAGGUUGGAGCGGAGGUGUACCUGGAAUGCUCUGCAUUCACAUCUGAGAAGAGCAUCCACAGUGUGUUUCGUUCUGCUGCAAUCACAUGCCUCAACAAACCGCAGGCACCCAUAAAGCAAAGCCCCACACGUCGACUCUCCAAACGCCUCCUUCACCUGCCCAGCAAGGCAGAGCUCCUGACCUCCUCCUUCAGCAAGAAGAGAACCAAGAGCUGCUCCAUCAUGUGAGCCUACACUUGCUGCUCUAGCUCCAAAAAUAUGUUUCGCCCUUCGAGAGUGUUUGUCGGGGGGGGGGUUGAGAGGAGGGGAGGUCAUGACCCCUCCUCUCAACAAUCAUAUUCUUCUUCUUCCAUCCUGACAGACCACCCACAAGCACGCUCAUCCCUAUGUCAAAGAGCAGAUGCCUUUGAAGGUUACACAUCCUUAUGCUAAAUUAUUGAUUGAUUUCCCUUUACCAGCAUUUGGCUUUAUAAAUGAACUGAAUUUUGUAUUAAUGAUCAAUCAGACAAAGAGGGGUUAUUGGAAAUGCGGUGCAUAUUGGACAUUGCAAAAUACUGUACAUUUCGGGUUUGUCUUAAUUGUUAGUGUGCAUACAUGUAUGGGAAUGGGGUUUGAGAUGUGAACAAUCAAAUAUUUAAAAGGAAGCAGAUGUGUUUCUAUUUCACAGUAUGCACUUUAAUGGAUGUGGAUGUGAGAGUAACUGGUUGCACAUGUCAGGCAAGGAUACUGAAAAGUAAAAGGACGAUUGAGUACAAGUUGGCAUUUGUCGCCGUUUCAAUACAGGAUUAUGCUUUGUACUUGUAAAAAGCUCUAUGAGUGAAUGAUCUAAAAAGACAUGAAAGCUUGAGGGGAGAAGCAAAACAAGAUUUUAUUUCCUUCUGAAAAAGGAGGACAGUGUUAUGAAUCUGCAGCUAGAUGGAGCAUCCAAUCACAUUUGUUGAAUCAAAAUGUAUUGCAGAUGCUGACACACACUCUUUCACUCUCUAUUUCAUGUCUACUGAAGUCCUUCAUGCAUUUUCUGCCACUAGAGAAUGGGUCAUAAAUCUCAACCUGUGAGGUGAAGCCAAGCAUUGCCCUUUAGAGACAGGAUUUCCCAGGCAAUUUCUCAGUAUAGAGCAGAGCUCAUGCAGGAUUUAUUGCCACACAGACACCUUCCAGCCGUUUUUUUUUUUUUUUUUUUUUUUUUU
Myxocyprinus asiaticus (Chinese sucker) is the source of this 1762-nucleotide messenger RNA. RefSeq names its product rho-related GTP-binding protein Rho6-like. The transcript is spliced from 5 exons. The coding region runs from base 105 to 803 and encodes 232 amino acids. Gene Ontology annotation, biological process: small GTPase-mediated signal transduction. NCBI's taxonomy places the organism in Eukaryota, Metazoa, Chordata, Actinopteri, Cypriniformes, Catostomidae. Gene Ontology annotation, molecular function: GTPase activity; GTP binding. The record is from RefSeq and is a predicted model, not a curated record.